CUUUUUCAGCUUUUGAGGCGUGCGCUAUAUUGAUUCUUCUCCAAAAUUGAGAGUGAAGGUGAAUCUGAGGCGUCCUCUCCGCAUAAUGGUGCUUUCCAGAAGCAGCAAUGAUUUUUACGAAGCUUUCUGGUGAUUAAGGCUUUUAAUUUCCAGCAAUUUACGUGAAGGAGAAUGGAUUAUGUGCGCGCGCGCUCCCAUCAGCAUGACAAGAAUCGAGUUGAGAGCGCGCACGACAGACAAAUGACAAUUUUAGUCAUUAUGUUGUUUUUUGCUGCGCUUAUUCCAUACGCGCUCACAGCACAUUUGGCUGUCAUAUCCCCUCAGGAUCCAGUGCUCCACAUCGGCUCGAGCUUGACUGCGGUGUGCACCAUUAGCGCCGAGCUGGAAAUCACAGCUAGAUCCUUGUACUGGACGCUGAACGGAAGACGCUUGGCGAGAAACACUUAUAAAGUCCUGAGCCCGACCGAAUCCAGUGUCACACUUCAUCAACUCAAUGGCUCUUUGCAGCGGUCAGGAGACAAUCUGGUUUGCCACCGAAGUAACGGAGAAGUGUUGGCCGGAUCAUGUCUUUAUGUUGGAUCGUCCCCUGAGAAACCCGUCAAUUUGACAUGCUGGUCACGAAACACCAAGGAUCUCAGCUGCAGAUGGAGUCCGGGAAGUCAAGGAGAGACGUUCAUCAACACCAAAUACAUCCUCAAGUACAAACUAAAAUGGUAUGGUAAAGAGAAAGACUGUGAGGACUAUACUGGACAGCCGUAUACGUGCUACGUUCCUCGCGACCUUGCCAUUUUUACGCCGUAUGAAGUCUGGGUGGAGGCGUCCAAUCAGCUCGGCUCUGCGACUUCUGAUGUCAUCACCUUAGACAUUUUAGAUGUAGUAACUACAGAUCCGCCUCUUGAUGUCCUUGUGAGCCGCGUUGGAGAGCUGGAAGAUCAGUUAAGUGUGCGUUGGGGCAGUCCUCCUGCCCUGAAGGACUACCUGUUUCAGGCCAAGUAUCAGAUACGAUACCGUGUGGAGGAGAGCGACGAAUGGAAGGUGAUAGAUGAUGCUGGGAACCAGACGUCUUGUCGGUUAGCGGGUCUCAGGGCUGGUACAGUGUAUUUCGUCCAGGUACGCUGCAACCCGAUUGGCAUCUACGGCUCAAAGAAAGCAGGUAUUUGGAGCGACUGGAGCCACUCGACUGCCGCGUCGACACCUGGCAUUGACAGGUCACAUAUUGGCACGUGCGAUUCGAAGCCCAGCGAGCACAACUCGACGCUACGAAAGGAGCUCAAGCAGUUUUUCGGCUGGAUGCGCAAACACUCUUACGGCUGUACGGACGUCAGUAUCAAACUCUACGACCAAUGGCGCGUCUGGCUGCAGAAAGCCCAGAAAACGCACGACCAGGUACUACAAAGCGGUAAAUCAUAGUGAAACUCUAAAGAAGGCUUGGGAGAGUUUGCGGGGGCCUGCGACGACAAGGGUUUUAUCACUCUCCAGUGCUUGGGACUUUCAUUUGGAUGAGCCAAGACUCUCCGAAGGAAUCCGCUAGGAGCCUGUCGUUUGGCGACAUGAUCUACUGUUUGCCUCCUGCUGUAGUCCCCAUUCCAAGGAAGCGCUUUUGUCUCAGACAUGUUAUUUAUAAGGGCAUUAAAACAUAAAGAAAGACUGAAGAAAGAAAUUACAUGAGAGGGCAUGCGAUGUUCAAAAAAAAAAAAAAAGAGAUAAUGGCAGACGUUCUCAUUCUUAUUGAGCUUUCAUCAUAAAAGGACCUUUGCAACUCAAUAAGUCAUAUGAUUUUUUUUUUUGUGUGUGUGUGUGACUAAGAAUAGUUCACCUAAAAAUGAAAAUUGCACCAUGAUUUACUCACCCUCAAGCCAUCCUAGGUGUAUAUGACUUUCUUCUUUCAGACGAAUACGAUGAGAUAUAUAUAUAUAUAUAUAUAUAUAUAUAUAAAAUGUCCUGGCUCUUCCAAGCUUUAUAAUGGCAGUGAAUGGCUGUUGAGAUUUUGAAGUUCAAUAAAGUCCAUGCAGCCAUUAUAAAAAGUACUCCACACAGCUCUGGGGGGUUAAUAAAGGUCUUCUGAAGUGAAUCGAAGCAUUUAAGAAAAAUGUUCAUAUUUAAAACUGUAAUCUCUAGCUUUCGUUAACUGUUUUGGGUGAACUAUCCCACUAUCCCCUAAUUAAGUCAUUGUUCACUGAAAAACAUGACAUCUACCCUAAAUCUAGUUCAUAAGAGAACUUGCAGUGUUAUAAAUGAAUGAAACUUAUCUGAACGAUUCGUUCAUGAAUCUUGACUUCAAUUGAAAAAUUGUUCCUUACACAAAACUAUCGUAUGGCUUCAGAAGACUUGGAAUAUUUUAUUAAUUUAAUUAAAAAUGCUGAACUUUCAUCCAAAAAAGUACAUUUACAGCUCACUGACAUUAAAGGAGAA
This is a messenger RNA of Labeo rohita (rohu), 2412 nucleotides long. It is a transcript of the gene crlf1b, whose product is annotated as cytokine receptor-like factor 1b. The record is from RefSeq and is a predicted model, not a curated record. Gene Ontology annotation, cellular component: external side of plasma membrane. The transcript has 8 exons. Bases 172 to 1410 code for a protein of 412 amino acids. Gene Ontology annotation, molecular function: cytokine receptor activity; protein binding. Gene Ontology annotation, biological process: cytokine-mediated signaling pathway. Lineage: Eukaryota; Metazoa; Chordata; Actinopteri; Cypriniformes; Cyprinidae.